Molecule: messenger RNA, 474 nt
Organism: Aspergillus clavatus NRRL 1
Lineage: Eukaryota; Fungi; Ascomycota; Eurotiomycetes; Eurotiales; Aspergillaceae
Exons: 1
Coding region: 1-474 (157 amino acids)
Source: RefSeq, a predicted model, not a curated record
AUGGCGAGCCAGCCACAGGUCGAUCCCUCAAGUUUGACACUCUUGUUCAAGAAGCACAAAACUACCGUGCUCUUGAUGCUUCCUCCCCACGAGUCCAUCACGACUGCCAAAGAAACGCUGCUCAAAGCUCUCCAAGACCGAGGGAUCAAGGAAAUCAAUGGAGACUCCAUUCCUGAAGAUCACGCAGAAAUCGAGCUGGGUGCCCCGGUGGAUAAGAAUGACCUGGAAAAGGGCUGGACGAGACUGGAGAAUGAGAUACCAGGACUUGAGAAUGGAUCCAAGCGUGGCGCCGGGAAGAAAACCAGUUUAAAAGCAGCAGAUUUACGGAAUGGACAGUCUAUUGCCUUCAGGUUUCGGAAACCCCGUGAACAAAUGGAUAAAGAGGGCGACCUCGAUAUCGAUCUUGACUUGGACGAUUCUGGAUGGGACGUUGUCUUACCAAGCCUUGACGACGAGGAAGAAGAGCCAAAUUGA